Messenger RNA from Zea mays, 1831 nucleotides. Its product is annotated as protein IQ-DOMAIN 14. The record is from RefSeq and is marked validated. Gene Ontology annotation, molecular function: protein binding. NCBI's taxonomy places the organism in Eukaryota, Viridiplantae, Streptophyta, Magnoliopsida, Poales, Poaceae. The coding region runs from base 580 to 1560 and encodes 326 amino acids. The transcript has 3 exons.
CUGAGCACUGCCCCUCUCUGUGGUUCCCUGCUGCCACUACUACCCACUCCUCCUCCUCCUCUCCCUUGGCGCUACGCUUCUACUUUAAACUCUGCCUGCCUCUGCGCCGAGACCUUUCCUGCCCUUUUGGCCUCUCUCUGUUCUGUUCACUCCCCAUGCUUCUUGGCCCGCAGGCCUCUGGAAAAAGCUUCUGCCCUUUUUUCCUUCCGGUGAACUAGUUAGUGAAGCUUCUUUUCUCGCUCUGUUCCUAAAGUUCCAAGUUCCUCGUCGGCCUGUGUGUUCCUGCCCUUGUAUUGUAUCUCAGAUUGCAAGCCAGACCCUUUCGUUUCAAAAAUCCUGUUUCCAUAAAGCUGCAGCCCUUUUUGCUUCGACCAAGGGGCUUCCGGUCCUCUGCAUCCGCACGGCACCGGCACCGGCACCGUGUGUUAGCUUUCAGGAAAUCCCGAGCUGAUCUCCGCGAGUUCCCAUUCCCACGCUGUAGCUGUAGCUUGUAGUAGGGCUCUGUAGCCCUGCCCUGCCCAACCCAACGCUUGCAUCGCAGCCGUUCCUGAAGCAGUGCAGCUCUACGAAAACCACGCCAUGGGCCGCGCGAUGAGGUGGCUCAAGAAGGUGCUCGCCGGCAGCAAGCACCAAGGGGACAGGGAUCGCAAGGCGCAAAACGCCGCGUGCGCCGCCUUGCCGCCCGCGGAGAAGAGGCGGUGGAGCUUCGCCAAGCCGAGGAACAGCGUGGCUGACGGCGGCGCCCGGCGGCCCUCCGUCGCCGCCGGGGAGCUGUCGCAGGUGCGCCCGUGCAGCUGCGGCCAGGAGCGCGUGGCCGCCGCCGCCGUCGUCAUCCAGAAGGCCUUCAGAGGAUACUUGGCUCGGAAGGCGCUCCGCGCUCUCAGGUCGCUGGUGAAGCUGCAGGCUCUGGUGCGUGGGUACCUGGCGAGGAAGCGGACCGCCAUGACGCUGCGCAGGCUGCAGGCGCUCAUGAGGCUCCAGGCGUCAUCCCGGAGAUCCGUCGAACAAGAGCGGAUCGCCGCGCGGGUGAAGCCACUGGCCCUGCCCGCGGCGCACCGGCGGCGGCUGUCCGACGGCGGGGACGACCGCAGCCCGAGGAUCGUGGAGAUGGACACGUGCCAGCUCCGCUGCCGGUCGUCCCGGAUCACGACGAGCCGCUACUUCCACGAGCCGGCGUGGUGCCUCCUGCAGGGGCCAGAGCAGGUCGAGCCUGCGCACCCGAAGACGACGCACAACACGCCCCGCCUCGGCGCGUUCCCGGGGUACCUCGGCUCCCCGGCGAAGCCGCGCGCGGCCGCGUGCCGGGACGCCGGGAGCAGCCCGCGGUACAUGGCGGACACGGCCUCGUCCACGGCGCGCGCCCGGUUGCAGAGCGCGCCCAGGCAGCACGCAGGGCGAGAGCAGGCGACGAGGCCCAGCGUUGGCCGCAGCGCGAGCGGGCCGAGGAAGCAGCAGGACAGCUUCAGCUUCCAGAGCUCCGAGGCCAGCCGCGUGGAGGUGGAGGGCUCGGAGCUGAGCGACGAGGUCACCAGAGACUACUACCUGGACCGUCUCUGGUGAUUCCGACCGCGCCCGAAUGCAUGCACACCCCCGUCGCCAGGAGGAGGAAGGUUAACAAAUCAAAUCAGUACAUACCAGUAGUACCACUAUUAGGAUCAAACAAGGUCUAGUCGUCUGAUCAUGCAUGGUGAAAUGUCAUGAUAUCGUGCUAGCUAGUUCGUUCGACUACUAAUCUCUACUGCCAGCCAUGGAGCUCAAGUACCCAGAGGUUGUACGGUAUCGUCAUAGAGAAGGAAAUAAAUUAAAUUGUGUACUAUACGUACACUUCUAC